AUGGCAGCUUAUUACGUGGUCGGCCUUCCUACCAGAGUGCCUCCUACUCCUAGAAGUGAGUUGCUAGAAGCGAGCAUAGAACCAACGAGCAGUCGCUUCCCAACCAAGGAAGGAGGCAAUCGAAAGGCCGACCACUAUAUAGGCAUUCUGGGGAAUGCCAACUACAAGACUACGACUACAAAGAUAGGUAGCAAAGCCAAGCCUAUAGGCGUAGAAACGAGUCGCCAGAAGAGUGUUGCCAGAAAAAAAAGAGCUUAUAUAGGGGUCGGCCUUCCUACCGGAGUGCCUCCUUUGUCGAAGAGCCAAGCCUGCGUAAGAAGCUUCAAAAGUUGUGCGAAGGAGUUCUUCUCUACCCUCUCCUCUCCAAAGGCCAAGGGAGAGACUGCAACUUACCUUUCCUAUGGUAGCUCUUUUUGUUUCCCAAGGAUAGCGGUAGCUGUAAAGCCCGCUUUCUUCACUCCACGAAUGAGAGAGAAAGUCAGAGGAAAAAAGACGUUCUCUCUUUGUGAGGUCCGAAAGUGGAGAACGCAUAGCAUUCUCUGGGCGCAUAGGAUUAAACGUAAAGCUGCACUUUCUUGGCAGAGUUCUCGACGGCAAGAAACUUUAGGGCUUGUUGGAGCUGCUGAGCAUAAUGAAUCGAAGCCGAAGGCGGAUCAAGAUAGCUUACUACCAAGCCAAGUGCUUGCUUGCACUGUAUUACAUGGUCGGCCUUCGUAUCAGAGUGCCUCUAGAAGCUUCAUAGAAAGUUUGCUUCCGGGAGAAGCUAGUCGCUUCGAUAGCUUGCCUGCUAAGCCGAUAGGCGAAGGGCCGAAGGAUGGAGCGUGCAAAGUUUUUCAUGCACCUGUCGUGUGACCCGUUGGUCCUAAGCAAUGUCUUUCGCGAAGCGACCAACUGUGUAAAAAAGAGAACUUCGAUCAGAUGCGGGUAUCCAAUCCCGCCGCUGAGAUGCCCAACUGAUUCCUAGGCCUUGAUGAAUGGCCGGUCACCUUUGACGUUAGAAGAGCAAAAGGCCCUGGGCAUAACAGGAUGAACCCAUGUGAAUGAGUGUAAGCUUCGUUGCCCAAACACGAUUGGUGCUGACCACACUAGGUGCUACCGUGGUAGCAAGAGAGGCCAGGCGGUGACAAUUGAGAGGUUGUCACUGAGCAUUCCAAGUCACAUGGGAAGAGAGGUAAAAUGGCAAUGCCAUACGCCCGUGUGGCUUCUCGCGGAGUAUAGCUCACAUCCAAACAUCUGAUUGGGGAAUGGGGCAACGCCCAUGGAGCUCCGACGGAAAGGGAAGGUCUGCCAGGCCGUAUGCCCAUGAGUGCAGGAUUCUUCGAAAAAGUGCGGGCUGACUCGGAGACCAGGGACCUUAGCAUAGCAACGAAUGAAGGGCAGCUCAAAGAGCUUUCUCCGCCAGCAGCUUAUUACGUGGUCGGCCUUAUAAAGGUCGCUAAGCUUCGCCUCCCCCCCCUUACUGGACUUCACUUAGUAGUCGGCAUUCUAUAAGCAACUUGUUGAGUCUACGAAGGUUUGCUUCUUGUAGUCGUAGUCUUG
Amborella trichopoda is the source of this 1539-nucleotide messenger RNA. Lineage: Eukaryota; Viridiplantae; Streptophyta; Magnoliopsida; Amborellales; Amborellaceae. The record is from RefSeq and is a predicted model, not a curated record.